AUGAUGGACCGGGCUACAUUUAAUGUUAUUCACCUGGGCCUCGCCUUUUUCUGCCUAAUGUUCGCAUAUCAGUGCCAUGGCCACAUCGUCCUCUCCGUGAUCUCAAGCGUACGAAAUAGUACCAACGGCGUUUCAUUAGAUAAAAAUGCCGGUUUUUACAGCUCUUCAAUUAUUUUCGGCACCUACACCCUGGGCAAUUUUAUCGCCGCUCCGUGCGUUGAUUUCCUGGGCGCCAAGUGGGCGUUAAGUCUAGCCGCAAUUAUAUAUACGAUUUUCGUGGCGGGUUUCCUGCAUCUCAACGAGAUUUUCUAUUAUGCAUCGAGUGGGUGCGUGGGAUUUGGAGCGGCGCUACUCUGGACGGCCCAGGGAGUCUAUUUAACGCAGAAUUCGACACCGAAAACGUCGAAACGGAACAGUGGAAUGCUGUUCGCGAUUUUGGAUGCAAAUGUGAUCCUCAUCGGCGUCUUCCUGUACCUCACUUUUUCAAUGGAAGGUGUGGGACACGGAUCCGAUAAUCAUAUCUCCAAAAAGUCUGCGCAAAUGUUGUACAUCGUCCUCACGUCCAUGGGCGGACUAGGAAUUCUUACAUUUUUAUUUCUACGGCCAUGCGACGUAGUGAAGAAGCAGGAGGAAAAUUUCGGGACGAUAUUUUGUGAUACUCUUCGAUUAUUCCUGGAUCGCGAGAUGCUGCUCCUUGCCCUUCCAUUUGCAUGGACGGGUUUCCAGUCUUCAUAUUAUUCGGGUCUCUUCUCUACGUGUGUUGCUAAUACUUCUAAGCUCGGCUCCAAUAACGAGGUGAUGUUGGCGUAUGCUGUGUUGAGCGUCGGGGCGGGUAUUUUUGUAGCCGGUGUCCUCUUCAUGACGCCAUUGAGCAAAUCAUUAUCAAGAACACAAGGCAUUUUCAUCGGUUCCAUCGCUACGUUCUUUGCCUACAUGGCCCUAUAUGCAAAUUUGCCACCAGAGGUCAACCAGCGGAGAUCAGAUGCGGAUGGAUUUUUAAUGAGUCCGAACGCCUGGCUCAUCCUGGCUUCCGGUGCCCUCCUUUCGUUUGGUGGCACCUGCUGGAACAUUCAAAUUUUCUCAUUUCUGGUCGAACGAUUUGCGGCCUCAUCAAGCAAAGCGUGGGCGGUAUUCAAAUUUUACCAGGCAAUGGCCUCGUCCCUGUUCUUCUUCUACGCCCCUCACAUCGGCAUCCAAGCCCAUAUGAUCUUGUUAUUUGUCUAUCUAUUCUUGGCACUCUGUCUAUUUAUCUGGUUGGAAAGGCAUAUCAAAAAGCAAGAUACGCUGAACGCAAAAAUGUCGGUCAGCACGAAAACUACGCUGGCA
Molecule: messenger RNA, 1326 nt
Organism: Mesorhabditis spiculigera
Lineage: Eukaryota; Metazoa; Nematoda; Chromadorea; Rhabditida; Rhabditidae
Source: the annotation of a GenBank genome assembly